This is a messenger RNA of Nerophis lumbriciformis (worm pipefish), 5655 nucleotides long. Lineage: Eukaryota; Metazoa; Chordata; Actinopteri; Syngnathiformes; Syngnathidae. The record is from RefSeq and is a predicted model, not a curated record.
AUGUUGCUGCUUGUAAGGAUGUUCUCUCAGGGCUAUUUGUUGGCUCCGCUUGUGUUACUGGCUGCUCUUUCCAACUUCCCCAGUAAAGCACAAGAUCAAGUUCCAGCUCCGAGGAGGCUGCGAUUCAAAGUGCUGAAGCCAAAUAAUUUGCUCGUCUCGUGGAAGGAGCCUAAAGGCAACUUUGACAGCUACUUGUUCCUCUACAACAGCAUACCAGGUGGCCAACAGAAGGAGAUCAUCAUAUCAAAAACUGGCAGUAAAAUGUUGAUAGCAGACUACGACCCAUCCAAGGACUAUGUUGUCAGUGUAAUUUCUGUCAGCGGCAGCACUCAGAGUAAAGCGCUGCUGGGCCGAUUUAAAGCGAUUGAGAGGGGCGACGGUGAUGGAGAAGGUGAAAUGGAGCCACAGCGUCUGACCGAUUCAUUUGUUCUUCCAGAAGAUGUCAAUGAGAUCUCUGGAGUGGACCAGUUUGUGUGUCACACGGAGUCCAUAGCAGACAUUGUGAUCCUGGUAGAUGGUUCCUGGAGUAUUGGUCGGCUCAACUUCCGACUGGUGCGAAUAUUUCUUGAAAACUUGGUUAACGCCUUUGACGUCGCCAUUGACAAGACCAGGAUCGGUCUGGCUCAGUAUAGUGGUGAUCCCAGGAUAGAGUGGCACCUAAAUGCGUUCACUACCAAGGAAGCCGUUAUUGAUGCUGUCAAGAACCUUCCUUACAAAGGAGGAAAUACUCUCACCGGGCUUGCACUGUCCUAUAUCUUAGAGAAUUGUUUCAAGCCUGAGUCUGGUGCCCGUGUUGGCGUACCUAAGAUUGGGAUCCUCAUUACCGAUGGGAAGUCUCAGGAUGAUGUUAUACCUCCUGCAGAAAGCCUGCAAAAAGCUGGGGUUGAGCUGUUUGCUAUUGGUGUAAAGAAUGCUGAUGAGAAUGAGCUGCGCUCCAUCGCCUCAGAGCCAGAUGACUCUCAUGUAUAUAAUGUCGCUGACUUUCAUGUUAUGAGCUCCAUUGUAGAAGGACUGACCAGAACAGUGUGUGAACAAGUGGAGCAACAAGACAAGGACAUCAAGGAGCAAAAUCCACCAGAAAGUAUUGGACCACCGUCAGACUUGAUGACAUCAGAGGUCACAGCUAGGAGCUUUCGAGUUAGAUGGCAUCACUCCCCUGGAAAUGUAGAGAAAUACAGAGUGGUGUAUUUUCCUGUUAAUGGGGGACAACCCCAGGAGUCUGUUGUAGACGGCCGCGACAACUCCGUGGUGUUGCAGCAUCUCAACUCACAGACCGAAUACCAGCUGUCCGUGUUUGCAGUGAAUGAAAACGAGGCCAGUGAACCACUAAGAGGUUAUGAAACAACCCUGGCUCUUCCCACUGUGACAGGCCUCCAGCUGUUAGAUGUGACUCACAACAGCAUGAAAGCAAGAUGGGACAGUGUGAAGGGGGCGUCAGGAUACAUGUUGCUUUAUGCACCACUCACAGAUAACGGAGACUUGGGCGAGAAAGAGAUCAAAGUGUCAAAAGCAGUGAAGGAGCUGAAUCUCGAUGGUCUGAGCCCCCACACUGAGUAUACUGUCACUGUUUAUGCUAUGUACGGAGAUGAGGCCAGCGACCCUAUUACAAACCAGGAAACGACCUUACCACUGAGCGCACCUAGGAACCUCCAGUUCUCUGACAUCACUCACAACUCGGCACGCAUCAGCUGGGACCCAGCUGCCAGUGGAGUUACUGGUUAUCGAAUCAUGUGGGUUAAGUCAGACGGGCGAGUCACUGAGGAGGUGGAAGUUGGUCCCGUGAUUUCUUAUGACCUCAGUGGACUGACAUCCCUGAUGGAGUACUCAGUGGCUCUAUUUGCUCUGUAUGAUGAAGGCCAAUCAGAUCCACUCACUGAUGGAUUCACUACAACUCCUGUUCCAGGUCCUCUUCAUUUCCGUUCCAGUGAUGUCAGUUCAGACAGCUUUCAGGUCAGCUGGGAUCACUCAUCAGAUGACAUCAUCGUCUAUAGACUCUCCUGGGCACCGCUCACAGGUGGCAACACAAAGGAGGUGGUCCUGAGUGGGAGUGAUAACCAAUACACUUUGAGAAAUCUGAAUCCUUCCACUGUAUAUGAAGUUAUGGUGAUGGCAGUUUUCAAAGAUCAGUCAGAGAGCGACGCUGUCUCUGUCACAGAAACUACAUUGGCCAAGACAACAACGAUUGCCACAACAACCACUGCCCCCCGCCAAGCUGUGAGAAACCUUCGUCUGAAUCAUGAGACCACGCAGAGCCUUAAGGCAUCAUGGGAAUUGAACGACUCCCGCGUGGAGAGCUACAGGCUGUCCUAUGCCAGACUCGGGGCCGAUCACAAUGAGGAAACAGUGUUAGUUCCUGGAAGUCAGAAAAGUGUGCUUCUCGAGUCCUUACUUCCUGACACGCAGUACAAAGUAACUAUCACACCAGUGUACAGUGGAGGGGAUGACGGCAUCACUGUGUCAGCAGAAGGGAGCACAUUGCCUCUCUUGUCUCCUGAAAAUCUUCGUGCAUCAGAGGAGUGGUACAACCGCUUCAGAGUCUCCUGGGAUCCUCCAAAGGCUGCUGCUUUUGGUUACAAGAUCCUUUACCAGCCAGUCCAUGUACCAGGGAGCGUUUUGGAGAUGACCGUUGGUGAAGACGUUAACUCGAUUCUCCUCCUGAAUUUACAAAGUGGCACAGAGUACAGCGUUCAAGUGACCGCGUCCUACCCAUCAGGACAAAGUGAACCGUUGCUGGUGAACACUAAGACAUUGUUCCUGGGUAUCUCUGACUUGACAGUCUACCAGGCGCGCCACAACAGCAUGUGUGUCCAAUGGCAACCUCAUCUGCAUGCUACAAAUUACAGAGUCUCCAUCCAGUCGACACUCAACAGUCAGCGACAGGAAGUGAGUCUCGAAGGCGGGGCUUCCCGACAGUGCUUCUACGACCUUUUUCCAAGCAGCCAAUAUGAGAUCAGCAUUCGCACACAAAUGCAAGAAAUGGAAGGACCUCCCAUCUCCGUCACUGACAUGACAUUGCCUGCGCCCACUCAGGCUCCAACUGAACCCCCUGCCACGGAGCCCCCUCCCACCAUUCCACCAGCCAAAGAAGUAUGUAAGGAGGCCAAGGCGGACUUGGCCUUUCUGGUUGAUGGCUCUUGGUCCAUUGGAGAUGACAACUUCAUGAAGAUCACUAAUUUCCUGUAUAGUACCAUUGGAUCACUGGAUCAAAUUGGGACAGAUGGCACCCAGGUGGCCAUAUGUCAAUUCAGUGAUGAUGCUCGAACAGAGGUCCAGCUGAGUUCCCAUGGCGACAAAGAAGAGCUGCUUGAAGCAAUUCAGAGGAUCAAAUAUAAAGGAGGCAACACAAAGACAGGUCGUGCUAUUAAGCAUGUAAAGGAGUCCAUUUUCACCUCAGAUGCUGGAGCCAGGAAGGGGGUACCCAAAGUCCUGGUUGUGCUCACUGAUGGGCGUUCGCAGGAUGACGUCAAUAAAGUGUCCAUGGAAAUGCAGAUGGAGGGAUACAUCAUUUUUGCAAUUGGCUUUGCGGAUGCAGAUUACGGGGAACUAGUCAAUAUUGCCAGUAAGCCUAGCGACAGGCAUGUCUUCUUUGUGGACGAUUUGGAUGCUGUGAAAAAAAUCGAGGAGCAGCUCAUUACUUUUGUCUGCGAGGCAGCCACUGCCACUUGUCCAUCCAUUCUAAUGAGUGGAAACAGCAUGGCAGGUUUUCGCAUGAUGGAGAAGUUUGGUUUGGUGGAGAAGGAGUACAGCACAAUAUCGGGAGUUUCUCUAGAGCCCGGCUCAUUCAACAGCUUCCCAUGUUACAGGUUACACCGUGAUGCUCUGGUGUCGCAGCCCACCAAGUACCUUCAUCCUGAAGGUUUACCAUCUGACUACACCAUCUCUAUGAUGAUCCGCCUGCUUCCCGAGACUUCGCAGGAGCCGUUUGCAUUAUGGGAAAUCCUCGAUAAGGACACCAACCCGGUGGUGGGACUCACCUUGGACCACUCUGUGAAAAGUUUGACAUUCUUCAACUACGACUACAAAGGGGAAUUUCAAACUGUCACCUUUGAAGAAACUCAAAUAAAAAAAGUCUUCCACGGCAGUUUCCACAAGCUCCAUGUAACCAUCAGUAAGACGGCAGUGAAGGUGACAUUGGACUGCGUUGCAGUUGGGGAAAAAGCUAUUAGUGCAGCUGGGAACAUCACCACGGAUGGCGUGGAAGUCCUUGGUCGCAUUGUGCGGUCUCAAGGCAGAAGAGAGCACUCUGCCACGUUUCAACUCCAGAUGUUUGAUAUCAUCUGCAGUACAUCGUGGGCAAGCAGGGAUAAGUGUUGUGAACUGCCAGCUUUGCGAGUUGAGGAGGAUUGCCCUUCAAUGCCUCAGGCCUGCACUUGUUCUCAAGAAAGCAAGGGACCGCCAGGACCUUCCGGACCUCCCGGUGGUCCGGGGAUACGAGGCACACGAGGAGACAGAGGGGAACCUGGAGUGACGGGGCCUCCAGGACCUGUUGGAGAGGCUGGGUCUGCUGGACCACCAGGACUGCCUGGUCCUCAGGGACCCAGUGGGCUCUCUAUUCAAGGGCCUCCGGGUGCUGCUGGGGAGAAGGGAGAAACGGGUGAGAUCGGCCCAGCCGGUCCAAUGGGUGUUCCUGGAAGUCAGGGUUCCCCUGGUAGGGAUGGUCCCCCUGGAGUGAGGGGCCUGCCAGGUAACAAUGGACCUCAAGGUCGACAAGGGCCGCCGGGCCCCCUUGGUGCCCCAGGUGCACCUGGAGCUCCAGGACCGAUUGGAUCAGGAGGUCCUCAAGGGGAGCAAGGACCUUCUGGUCCUGCUGGUAUCAAAGGAGAUAAAGGAGAAAGAGGUGACGUACAGUCCCAAGCUGCAGUGCGCGCUAUAGCGAGACAAGUGUGUGAGCAGCUUAUCCAGAACCACUUGUCGCGUUACAACUCCAUCCUGAACCAGAUCCCAGUCCAGUCAGCUACGUCAGUGCGUACAUUGCCCGGACCCCCAGGUGAGCCCGGCAGGAGAGGACCCCCAGGACCACAGGGGGAACAAGGACCAACUGGGAGGCCCGGUUUCCCCGGUGCUAAUGGGCAGAGUGGCCGGCCGGGAGAGAGAGGUUUAGCAGGUGAGAAGGGUGAAAGGGGGAGUCCAGGUGUUGGGAAUCAAGGACCAAGGGGACCCCCAGGGCCACCAGGCUUACCUGGUGAGGGGCGUACGGGGACUCAGGGGCCCCUCGGUCGGCCUGGGAACCCGGGUGCCCCAGGGAGGCAUGGUAAUCCGGGUUCUGCUGGACCGGCUGGACCACCAGGUUACUGUGACCCAAAUUCUUGUUUGGGGUAUAAUGUUGGAGUCCAAACUUUGCCUCACGGUGGCUACCAACCCUACAAUCAAGCCUACAAUCAACUCUACAACCAGGCCUACAACCCUGCUGCAGUAGCUUACAACAAUGACCAAGGAGGCCAAGAUGACCAGGAAGAAGGAGAGGAGAGUGAAGAGGAACCUUAUUAUCGGAGUUACCCCCAUGGGCCUUAUCGCUAUGGUUACCCUUCACACCCUUCCCACUCGGAAGAUGUGGAACUGCGUUCACCUGGCGUGGUCAGGAGAUUUUCCCGCGAUGUCAUCGUCAUGGAAGAGAGUGAGAGCAAGAGCAAGGACGCACUCCCCUCAAGCGCUUGA